AUGUAUUUCUAUGACGUUAACUUCGCAGUUGCUCUCGGUGAUUCCUGCUCAACCGACGACGAAUGUACUAACACUGUCACAAACUCCGAGUGUGUAGAUGAGGCAGACCCAAAAACAUGUACAUGUGUGGAAGGAUAUACACAACAGGAUGCUGACUGCAAAGCAAACAAAGGAAUUGGAGAUGUAUGCAGCACGACUGAUGAUAUAUGUACCACUGUGGGCACGGCGUGUGUUGCUGACGGUGGGAGUACAAGCACAACAAAGUGUCUCUGUAAUGGAGACUACGUGGCUAAUGCUAAUAACAACGGUUGUCUGAAGAACAAAGGAAUUGGAGAUGUAUGCAGCACGACUGAUGAUAUAUGUACCACUGUGGGCACGGCGUGUGUUGCUGACGGUGGGAGUACAAGCACAACAAAGUGUCUCUGUAAUGGAGACUACGUGGCUAAUGCUAAUAACAACGGUUGUCUGAAGAAAAUCGAUGUGACUUGCGAUGCUGAAUCACAGUGCGUAGCCAACGCGGAAUGUUCGGAUACAUGUCAGUGUUUGACAGACUUCACCUCGAAUGCCGACAAAACAAAAUGUCUCAACAACUUGGGCACAUCAUGCGAAUCAACAAGUGUGUGCGCAGCCGAUGGUGUAUGUGAUAUAAACUCUGACUCCCCGACAUGUGCUAUCGGGAGUGGUGGAUCAUGUGAUGCGGAUUCCAAGUGUGUAGCUCACUCAGAGUGUACAGAGAAAACAUGCACCUGCACUAACGGAGACGCUGAUGAAACAUCGAAACUGUGUCCAUCCCGAGGCGGCGGUCUACGUGAAACGUCUUCAGUGCUUGUAGUGACGGUGUGCCUCUGGUUGAAUCUGUUCUGA
Molecule: messenger RNA, 864 nt
Organism: Mya arenaria
Lineage: Eukaryota; Metazoa; Mollusca; Bivalvia; Myida; Myidae
Product: prion-like-(Q/N-rich) domain-bearing protein 25
Exons: 8
Coding region: 1-864 (287 amino acids)
Source: RefSeq, a predicted model, not a curated record